Glycine soja is the source of this 1893-nucleotide messenger RNA. Its product is annotated as phospho-2-dehydro-3-deoxyheptonate aldolase 1, chloroplastic-like. Gene Ontology annotation, biological process: aromatic amino acid biosynthetic process. NCBI's taxonomy places the organism in Eukaryota, Viridiplantae, Streptophyta, Magnoliopsida, Fabales, Fabaceae. The record is from RefSeq and is a predicted model, not a curated record. Gene Ontology annotation, molecular function: 3-deoxy-7-phosphoheptulonate synthase activity. Bases 91 to 1689 code for a protein of 532 amino acids. The transcript is spliced from 5 exons.
ACCAAACCCUCUUCAGCCACCCCCUCUCACAAUCCCUUUGUGACUCCAAACAAAGCCCACACACCAACUUCAUUUCCAUUUCCAUUCACAAUGUCAAUUUCCUCCACUUCCAACUCCCUCAUUCCCCCCAAAUCUUUAAUCCCCCAAUCCCACCCCCUCAUUCCCAACAUCAGGCCCGGGCUCCGGCCCAAGCCUGGCCCAUCCCCUUCCAUCCUCGCCGUCCACGCCGCCGAGCCCGCCAAAAACCCCGUCGUCACCGACAAGCCCAAGCCCCAAGCCCAACAAUCUCCAUCCCCGGCCGCGGCCCGGGCAACCAAAUGGGCCGUGGACAGCUGGAAGUCCAAGAAGGCCCUGCAGCUGCCCGAAUACCCCAACCAGGAGGAUCUCGAGUCCGUCCUCCGCACCCUCGACGCCUUCCCUCCCAUCGUCUUCGCUGGCGAGGCCCGGACGCUCGAGGAGCACCUCGCCGAGGCCGCCAUGGGAAAUGCCUUCCUCCUCCAGGGCGGAGACUGUGCCGAGAGCUUCAAGGAGUUCAAUGCCAACAACAUCCGUGACACCUUCCGCAUCAUCCUCCAGAUGAGCGUCGUCAUGAUGUUCGGCGGCCAAAUGCCCGUCAUCAAGGUGGGGAGAAUGGCGGGGCAAUUUGCGAAGCCGAGGUCGGAUUCGUUUGAGGAGAAGAACGGCGUGAAGCUUCCGAGUUACAGAGGGGACAACAUUAACGGAGACUCCUUUGACGAGAAGUCGAGGAUUCCGGAUCCGCAGAGGAUGAUUAGGGCUUAUUGCCAAGCCGCGGCGACGCUGAAUCUUCUCAGAGCUUUCGCCACCGGUGGUUAUGCUGCUAUGCAGAGGGUUACUCAGUGGAAUUUGGACUUCACGGAUCACAGCGAACAGGGAGAUAGGUACCGAGAGCUUGCUAACCGAGUUGAUGAGGCUCUUGGAUUCAUGGCUGCUGCUGGGCUCACAGUGGACCAUCCCAUAAUGAGAACAACUGAAUUCUGGACAUCUCAUGAGUGCUUAUUGUUGCCUUAUGAACAAUCCCUCACCAGGUUGGAUUCAACUUCUGGUCUCUACUAUGACUGUUCAGCCCAUAUGCUCUGGGUUGGGGAACGAACCAGGCAGCUUGAUGGUGCCCAUGUCGAGUUUCUAAGAGGAGUUGCUAAUCCCUUGGGAAUUAAGGUAAGUGACAAGAUGGAUCCAAAUGAGCUUGUUAGACUCAUUGAGAUCUUGAAUCCCCAAAACAAACCAGGGAGAAUAACUGUGAUUACGAGGAUGGGAGCUGAAAAUAUGAGGGUGAAGCUUCCACAUCUCAUCAGGGCAGUGCGCAGAGCAGGGCAAAUUGUCACCUGGGUCAGUGAUCCUAUGCAUGGAAACACCAUUAAGGCUCCAUGUGGUCUUAAAACUCGCCCCUUCGAUUUCAUCAGGGCUGAAGUGAGAGCAUUCUUUGAUGUGCACGAGCAAGAAGGAAGCCACCCAGGAGGGGUUCAUCUAGAGAUGACGGGUCAGAAUGUGACCGAGUGCAUUGGUGGGUCAAGGACGGUCACAUUUGAUGACUUGAGCUCACGUUACCACACACACUGUGACCCAAGGCUCAAUGCUUCACAAUCUCUUGAGCUUGCUUUCAUCAUUGCCGAGCGUUUGAGAAAGAGCAGGAUCAGAUCGCAGCAACCUCUUGCCCCUCUAGGAGUGUAAAAGUGCCUUCAAAACCAACAAGAGAAAGAUAUUUUUGUUCUUUUUUUUUUUUGUCCUACAUAUUUAUUAUUAAUCGAUGGUUGUCACUUUGAUUUUGUGUUGUGUUUGUAUGUGUAUACUACCUAGUAAUGCGUUUGAACUGGCAAGGACAAGAGUACUUCUAUGGAUAAUAAAGAAACGAAAACGUUUCAAUUGCGUUGGCUA